AUGGGCAGCGCCAGCCCAGGCCUGAGCAAUGUGUCCCCCAGUUGCCUGCUGCUGUCCCCAGAUGUGGCACUUCGGACAGGAGUGGAGAAGGCAGCGUCAGGAGCAAUGGGCCCCGAGAAGCAGGAAUGGAGUCCUAGUCCACCCGCCACCCCGGAGCAGGGCCUGUCUGCCUUCUACCUCUCCUACUUCAACAUGUACCCCGAGGAUGGCAGCUGGGUCGCCAAAGUCCCCGAGGCCAGUGCCAGGGAGGACCACCCGGAGGAGCCUGAGCAGUGUCCGGUCAUCGACAGCCAGGCCUCUGGGAGCACACUGGAUGAGCACUCCCUAGAGCAGGUGCAGUCUAUGGUGGUGGGCGAGGUCCUGAAAGAUAUCGAGACGGCAUGCAAGCUACUGAACAUCACUGCAGAUCCUGGGGACUGGAGCCCUGGUAACGUGCAGAAGUGGCUUCUAUGGACAGAACACCAGUACCGGCUGCCUCCAGCAGGCAAGGCUUUUCAGGAGCUGGGCGGCAAAGAGCUGUGCGCCAUGUCUGAGGAGCAGUUCCGCCAGCGCGCACCCUUGGGUGGGGAUGUACUGCAUGCCCACCUGGACAUCUGGAAGUCAGCGGCCUGGAUGAAGGAGAGGACCUCGCCUGGGGCCCUUCACUACUGCGCCUCCACCAGCGAGGAAGGCUGGACGGAUGGUGAGGUGGAUUCGUCGUGCUCCGGGCAGCCCAUCCACCUGUGGCAGUUCCUCAAAGAACUGCUGCUCAAGCCCCACAGCUAUGGCCGCUUCAUCCGCUGGCUCAACAAGGAGAAAGGUAGAAUCGGCUGGGACUCCAUUCACCAAAGCGGGGAGAGGUGGGGUGUGCGUAAGAACCGGCCGGCCAUGAACUACGAUAAACUAAGCCGCUCCAUCCGCCAGUAUUACAAGAAAGGCAUCAUUCGCAAACCCGAUAUCUCUCAGCGCCUCGUCUACCAGUUUGUACAUCCGGUCUGA
This is a messenger RNA of Grammomys surdaster, 978 nucleotides long. RefSeq names its product SAM pointed domain containing ETS transcription factor (gene Spdef). Gene Ontology annotation, molecular function: DNA-binding transcription factor activity, RNA polymerase II-specific; sequence-specific DNA binding. Bases 1 to 978 code for a protein of 325 amino acids. Gene Ontology annotation, biological process: cell differentiation; regulation of transcription by RNA polymerase II. The transcript is spliced from 5 exons. Lineage: Eukaryota; Metazoa; Chordata; Mammalia; Rodentia; Muridae. Gene Ontology annotation, cellular component: nucleus. The record is from RefSeq and is a predicted model, not a curated record.